Manis pentadactyla (Chinese pangolin) is the source of this 4663-nucleotide messenger RNA. RefSeq names its product treacle ribosome biogenesis factor 1 (gene TCOF1). Lineage: Eukaryota; Metazoa; Chordata; Mammalia; Pholidota; Manidae. The record is from RefSeq and is a predicted model, not a curated record. Gene Ontology annotation, molecular function: protein binding. The transcript is spliced from 26 exons. Bases 60 to 4220 code for a protein of 1386 amino acids.
GGCGGGCGGGCGGGACUGAGAGGGGUGUGCAGGUGAGCCAACGGCUCCGGGUCGCAGACAUGGCCGAGGCGAGGAAGCGGCGGGAGCUGCUUCCCCUGAUCUACCGACAUCUGCGGCAGGCAGGCUAUGUGCGCGCGGCGCGGGAAGUGAAAGAGCAGAGCGGCCAGAAAUUUUUCCUGGCUCAGUCUGUAACCCUUCUGGACAUCUAUACGCACUGGCAACAAACCUCGGAGAUUGGCCGGAAGCGGAAGGCAGAAGAAGAUGCCGCACUGCAGGCCAAGAAGACCCGUGUGUCAGACCCCAUUAGCAGCUCGGAGAGCUCAGAAGAGGACGAGGAGGAGGCAGACACCGAAACUGCCAAAGCCACCCCAGGACUAGCAUCUACCAAUUCCUCAGUCAUGGGGGUAGCUUUGCCUUCAAGCAUGAAAGAGAAAGCUCAGGCAAAGACCAUGAAGGUCAGCACGGUGGCGAACUCUGCACCAUGUUCUGCCUCUGGGAAGGCCGUGGCCCACCUCCUCUCUGGGAAGUCGCCCAGGAAGUCAGCAGGGCCCUUGGCAAAUACCGUCCCGGUGUCACGAACCGAAGAAGAGGGCAGUGUCCCGGCCCUGGGAGCUGCUGCCAAGUCUGGAAUGGUGUCAGCAGGCCAGGCGGUCAGCUCCAGUGAGGACACCUCCAGCUCCAGCGAUGAGACAUAUGUGGAGGUGAAGCCUUCAGUAAAACCACCCCAGGUCAAAGCCUCAGCAGCCCCUGCCAAGGAGUCUCCAGGGAGAAGGGCAGCCCCAACCCCUGGGAAGGCAGGGCACGUGGCACCCCCAGUCAGAAGAGGUGCCCUGCCCCUCGCUGGCAGGGCCAAGAAGCCAGAAGAAGACUCAGAGAGCAGCAAGGAGUCUGAGAGUGAAGAGGAUACCCUUGCUGGGAUACCCAGCCAAGCAAAGGUGUCGGAGAAAAUUGUCCAGGUCAGAGCUGUGUCAAGUCCUGUAAAGGGAACCUCUGGGAAAGGGGCUGCUCCAGCAUCCCCUGAGAAGGCAGGGCCUGCAGCUUCCCCGGCCAAGACAGGGAGGCCCCAGGAGGCCACAGAGAGCAGCAGCAGCAGCAGCGAGGAGUCAGACAGUGAGCAGGAGACACCCACUGCCAGUACCCUGCGUCAGGGGAAGCCCCUAGGGAAGACCCCCCAGGUCAGAGUUGCCUCAGCCACUGCCAAGGACUCCCCUAGGAAGGGGGCCCCUCCAGCACCCCCCAGCAAGACAGGGCCUGCAGCUGCCUGGGCCAAAGCGGGGAAGCAGGAGGAAGAGUCGGAGAGCAGUGGCGAGGAGGAGUCAGACAGCGAUGGAAAGGCUCCAGCAGCUAUGCCCCUAACUGCAGGACUGGCUCAGGCCAGAGCUGCCUCAGCUGCGGGGCCCUCAGGGAAGGGCACUGCCCCAGCACCCUCUGGAAAGACGGGACCCACAGCCACCCAGGCAGGGAAGCAGGCAGAAACCUCGGAGAGCAGCAGUGAGGAGGAGUCAGACAGUGAGGUCAAGGCACCAACAGCUGUGGCCCAGGCCCAGGCAAAGUCCUCAGGAAAAAUCCCCCAGGUCAGAUCUGCCUCAGGCCCUUCCAAUGGGCUCCCUCAGAAGACUGGGCCAGCAGCCAUCCAGAUCAAGGCAGAAAGAUCCGGGGAAGACUCGGAGAGCAGUGAAGAGUCUGACAGUGAGGAGGAGGCUACGACUGCCGUGACUCCGGCCCAGGCAAAACCAGCUAUGAAAACUCCUCAGACCAAGGCCUCUCCCAGGAAGGGUGUCCCUGCUACCCCUGCAUCUGCCAAGGUCCCCCCAGCGCGAGUGGGCACGCCAGCCUUCUGGAAAGCAGAAACAGCAGCUUCGCCAGCCUGCACAUCACCCCCAGCUACAGCCAGGAGUGCCCAGAGGCCAGAGGUGGACUCUUCAAGCAGUGAGGAAUCAGAGAGCGAGGAGACGGCUCCUACCACAGCAGUGGGACAGGCAAAGUCUGUGGAGAAGAGCUUCCCGGUGAAAGCUGCCUCGGCGCCCAUGAAAGGGUCCUCAGGGCAAGGGACUGCUCCAGUACUCCCCAGGAAGGCAGGGCCUGCAGCGGCCCGGGGCAAAGCCAAGGCGCACGGAGACUCAGAGAGCAGUGAGGAGGAGCCAGACCUUGAGGAGGUGGCCGCUUCUCCAGCACAGGCGAGGAAGCCCUCGAUGAAAACCCCUCAGACCAAAGCCAACCCAGCUUCCACCAGUGCAGCUCUGGCCAAAGGGGCAGCGUCGGCUCCCGGAAAAGUGGUCACUGCAACUUCUCAGGGCAAACAGUGGUCCCCAGCCAAGGCAAAGCCCUCAGGGAAGAUCCCCCAGAUCAGAGCUGCCUCAGCCCCCACCAAGGGGUUCCCCAAGAAAGGAUCUGCCACAGCUCCCCCUGGGAAGAAAGGACCGCCAGCCAAUCCGGCCGGGAAGCAAGAGGAGAACUCAAUGAGCAGCAGCAGCAGCGAGGAGUCAGACAGUGAGGGGGAGGCUCCCGUGACCGUGACGCCGGCCCAGAAGGAGGGUGACUCUAAAACUGCCAAAAGCAAGACCUUGACUCCUGCCCCACCAGAGAAGAAUGCAGAGGGAUCCUCGGAAAGCAGUGAUGAGGAGCUGCCGGCAAGCCAGGUGAUUAAACCCCCUCUGAUUUUUGUCGACCCUAAUCGUAGUCCAGCUGCCCCAGCUGCUACCCCCGCACAAACCCAGGCUGCGAGUGCCCCCAGGAAGGCCCGGGCCUCAGAGAGCACGGCCAGGAGCUCUUCCUCAGAGAGCGAGGAUGAGGACGUGAUCCCUGCUACGCAGUGCUCCACUCCCGCCAUCAGAACCCAUGUGGUGACUAUGCCCACGGCCCCCCCAAGGACAGCCCCCAGAGCCAGUGCUGUUGGGGCCAGCAGCAGUGCGGGGCCCGGUCGGGUGUCAGAAGUCAAGAAGCAGGAGGCGCCAGCCACCCAGGUAACAAAGAGGAACCCAGCUCACCUCCCACUGACCCAGGCUGCCCUGAAGGUCCUUGCCCAGAAAGCCAGUGAGGCCCAGCCUCCUGCUGCCAGGCCCUCAUCUUCAAGUGUGAUUGGCAGUGCUCUGGGAACACUCCCUGUGACAAGUCCCCGGAGCGCCCCUGCACAGGCCAAAGGGACCAACAAGCUCAAAAAACCUGCAGUUCCUCCAGUCCAGCAGGCCAUGACCACUCCCUCGGGGCGCCCCAAAGCCAGGGCCUCCGGGACCUCAGAUGACAGCAAGGACAGCAGCGGCAGCUCCUCUGGGAGUGAGGAGGAUGACAAGGGGCCCCAGGUGGCUCUGGCGGCCCUCAGGCUGGCAGGUCCUGCCCCCUCCGGGAGGGAGGCCCUGGUGGAGGAGACCACAGCAGAGUCCAGCGAGGACGAGGUGGUAGCGCCUUCUCAGUCUCUCCUCUCAGGUUAUGUAACCCCUGGGCAGACUCCAGCCAAUCCCCAGGCUUCAAAGGCCACCCCCAGGCCGGACCCCAGCACCUCAGCUUCUACCCUGGCCACCAAAGAAGCCCCAGAUGGCAAGCCAGAAGUGGAGCCCCAACAAGCAGCAGGCAGCAUGUCUCCUAAAACAUGCAGGAGAGAGGCUAGCUCCACGCCUCAGAAGCCCCGGAAGCCCAAGAAAAGGGCUGGGGGCCCCCAGGUGUCCACGCUGGCCCUGCAGAGUGACAUCACUCGGCGCCUCCUGAACGAGCCCUGGCCCCUGAGCGAGGCCCAGGUCCAGGCCUCGGUGGUGAAGGUUCUGGCAGAGUUGCUGGAGCAGGAAAGGAAGAAGGCUGUGGACGCCGCCAAGGAGAGCGGCAGAAGGGGCCGGGCAGGCCACAAACGGAAGCUGUCAGGAGACCAGACGGCUACCAAAGCGCCCAAGAGCAAGAAGAAGAAGCAGCUGGUGGCCGGGGAACACAGGGAGGGUGCUGUUUCCCCAGAAAAGGCCCCCAGGACUCCCAAGGGGAAAUCUAAGGGAGACAGAGCCAGUGGUGACAUCAAGGAGAAGGAGAAGCCUGAAGGGGAGCUGGGGAUGGAGAAGGUGGAGGGUGGAGACCAAGGUGACCCAAAGAGCAAGAAGGAGAAGAAGGCCGACAAGAAAAAAAAAGACAAGGAGAAAAAGGAAAAGAAGAAAGCCAAAAGGGUCUCAGCCAAAGAUCCUGACUCACCAUCCCAGAAGAAAAAGAAGAAAAAGAAGAAGAUAGCAGAACCAGCUCUCUGAGGGGCACAAGGCCAAAGAAAGAAGACAGCCAGCCACAGUGCAGUGCUGGCCGAGCCAGGAAGCCCUGCAGAGGCUGGUCCGUGGAGGAGGAUGUGCGCCCAGCUCCUGUGGCUCCACUCACUGACCCCGCGCUGACUCGGCCCCAGCAGACGCGUAACAUAGAUGUGUACAGUAUAUAUAUAUUUUUUUAAGUGACCUGCGCCUCCCCUCUCCAACCACCAUGCCCAGAGGCCUCAGGACUUCACGCCUCUACCCUGCAGACCCAGUGAGGCCCAGCCUGUGGGUCCUUCCAUACCCCUAGUCUCCAGCUGAUGCUGAGACUUUGUCCUCCUUUGAUCAGUUUUUCCCUGUUCUGUUGUGGGGUGGGGGGGCGGUGUUGGGUUUCUUGGUUUGUUUGUGGUUUUUUUGUAAGAACUCAGAAAAUAAAAAACUUAAAGGUACAA